Amoebophrya sp. A120 is the source of this 1662-nucleotide messenger RNA. NCBI's taxonomy places the organism in Eukaryota, Dinophyceae, Syndiniales, Amoebophryaceae. The record is from the annotation of a GenBank genome assembly.
CUUACAGUUACACGUUACAGAAGAAAGAGAAACACAAACGCGCAAAUAGAAAGAGCGUUGCUAGUGUUUUACUUCUGUCGUGGAACAAGAUCUGCUCUCGUAAUUUGAAGCGGUCUUUGACAGGCUCUUGCGCUCUCGAAUCGCAUGCGCGUCCAGAGAAAACUUGCUUACUCGAGAGUGGUCGGCACGAUGUCGUUGUCCCUUUGCAGGUACUCGAAUCAUGGAGGAUGUGAAGCUUCGCUCGUGCUUCUUGCGUUUUAUUUGUGAUUGAGGCUACUUGGGAAAAGGAACUUUUUCUUCGUUGGAGUUAGCUAUCGAAACUACGACACGUACCCAUGUACUUGUAAAGUUAGCCGCGUUGAAUAAAGUUAGACUUACAGCCACCAGCUGCGAGAACCGUUUAUUUUCAUCAUGGCCGCUACCCACGUCGGCACUGCGGCGGCCGCUAAGGCACUGUCGGGGCAGCACAUGGCGGAGUUGUACCACUGGUACGAUCCAGUACCCCUGCCUCCGCCCUCCCGCGGGUCGUACCACGGCGUAAAUGGGAGGACGCUGAAAGUUGUCUACCCCGGACACACGGAUCUGGUCUGGUCCACCAACUUCAACGACGAAUACGCCCCGUACCUCGUCUGCGACCGCUACAGCUACUGGUGGAAGAAGUUGCCGAAGAUGCUGCGCGGCAUGCUGAUGAAAAGCUUUGGGAUGCACCCGGAGUUCAUUUUCUCCAAAGCGAUCGACAAGGUGACCGUGACCAUUCUGGAGGGGACGAAGUUCUCGCACAUGGAGAGCAAAGCGGCCAAGGACCACAUGAAAAAGCGGAAGGUUUUGUGGAACGCGACGUUUUCCAUGCUGGGCGGCAAUCACAUCCUGCCCACCGCGUCCUCCCCGCCCUUCACGAAGUUCUGCGACGCGCCGCCGCACCACGUUUGGAACGGCGGGAACAUCGGGAAGUGGAACGAGGGCCACAAACAGCCCUCCCUGGUAAGCUUCUUCGACGUGAAGCUGGACGGCUACACGAUGGACGGCAACGACUUUCACGAGGACAUGCGGGUGAUGCUGGACCGGCGGCACAACGGGCAGGGCAUUCUAGACUACCAACCGGCGGACACGGUCCGGCAGAUGCAGCAGAAUCUGUACAUGAAAACCGGCCCGGCACUGCAGGCCGCGAAGGCGCAGAACUACAUCACGAGAAUGACCGGCGCGGCGAAGGAACUGAAGCAAAACACGAUGGGAGUGUAGUAGUUGCAGUACGCUUGUUGAUCAUCAUGUGUGAAAAUCAUGAUGUUGGCAACAGUAUAUUCGUCAACCAAGUAUUCAGUACGAUCAAUCCAAAAAAAUGCGCUUUUUUGUACAAUCGCGUUUCUACUACUACUUCAUUCACGUUGCAGGCCUUUUUUGAUUUUGAACGAACCUAUUGAUUCAAACGAAAUGCAACGUCAUUGUUUUUGUUUUCAAAAAUGGAGACUCAUGCAAAGGUAAAGGAUGGACACGACCAGCAACGAGUUAGUUUCGUAGAAACAACAAACAAUCUCGAACUGAAAGGAGUGCGACGGGAGUAGGUACCAGUAAACGUAUUUUGCAGGUGGAUACGCACGCAUUUCAGCCAGGGGUCAGAAGAAGAAAAUGCUGCAGAGGAAUACAGUAAAGAGAACCAAACAAGAC